This is a messenger RNA of Aspergillus luchuensis, 414 nucleotides long. Its product is annotated as Zn(II)2Cys6 transcription factor domain-containing protein. Gene Ontology annotation, molecular function: DNA-binding transcription factor activity, RNA polymerase II-specific; zinc ion binding. The record is from RefSeq and is a predicted model, not a curated record. Gene Ontology annotation, biological process: regulation of DNA-templated transcription. NCBI's taxonomy places the organism in Eukaryota, Fungi, Ascomycota, Eurotiomycetes, Eurotiales, Aspergillaceae. The coding region runs from base 1 to 414 and encodes 137 amino acids. The transcript is spliced from 2 exons.
AUGAACAAAGAGACAUCAGAAUAUCCACACCGACAGCUGCUCCCUAAAGUCUCCCUUGGGAAAGUAGGCCACUCCCACUCUCCCGUCCACGCUCCAUCCAAGCGCAGAUCACUCGCGUGCACAAAUUGCCGGAGAAAACAUAUUAAGUGCACUGGUCCUCCAUCCUGCGAAACAUGUGUUCAUUCUGGGCGAGCUUGUGUAUUCGAGCCCUCUAAAGACCGACGAAGAAAAGAAGCUCUGCGACAUGCUGAAAAGGCAACAGAAAGAUACAGAAACGCCCUGGUGAUGGUGAUUCAGACAUUCAAAAGCGGUGCAGAUCAGGAUGUCCGUGAUCUGGUGGAUAGGAUGAAACAAUCUUCUUCGGUUGAUGACAGUCUGGCAGAGCUGCAAGAAAUGACCCAUAGGGAGAAGUAG